Messenger RNA from Colletotrichum higginsianum IMI 349063, 1068 nucleotides. Its product is annotated as Metalloprotease 1. Lineage: Eukaryota; Fungi; Ascomycota; Sordariomycetes; Glomerellales; Glomerellaceae. The transcript has 4 exons. Gene Ontology annotation, molecular function: metallopeptidase activity. The record is from RefSeq and is a predicted model, not a curated record. The coding region runs from base 1 to 1068 and encodes 355 amino acids.
AUGCUGCCGGUGGAGUUCGACCCCUACAAUCGCGUGCAUUAUGAUCUCAAUCACGAGAUCACAAGAAGAUCGGCGACCAUUUCGGCGGUUGCUCUUUACGACGUCCAACAUCGGUCCUCUUUGGAUCUCAACGUCGGCUGCAACAUCAUGAGACUCAACUCUUUAGUUGCUGGUAUCGCCGGGCUGGCGAUGGUGUCGCUGGCGACCGCGCAGGAGAAGUGCGGCAGCGAGGAACCGGCCCCCGAAGCCUACAAAGCCGCUGUUGGUUUGCGCGCCGCACAGCGCGCCGAAGGCAUCUCGGCUGGAUAUCUCAGCAAGCGCGAGGAGGGACUGCUCAUCACGACGUACCUGCACGUCGUCGAGGAUGAGGCGCAUCGGGGAUUUGUAACGGACACGAUGAUCAAUGACCAGCCCAGUGGGUUCGCGUGCACGACACUGACCGCCGAGCAGAUGAGAGUCCUCAACGAGACCUUCGCCCCGCACAACAUCCAGUUCGUAGUCAAGAACCUCACCCACACCGUCAACGACGCCUGGACGCGCCAGGCCCGCAUCAAAGAGAAGGCCGAGGCCCUCCGCCAGGGCGCCUACGACGAGCUCAACAUCUACUUCGAGACGGGCCUCAUGACGAACCCCAACUCCGCCACCGGCGUCGGCAGCUUCCCCGUCGAGGACCCCUGGAACACGGGCAUCAACGGCACCUCGUGGUAUACCUACGACGGCUGCCACGUCAGCGUCGGCACCAUGCCCGGCGGACCCGGCGUCCCCUGGGACCCCGAAGACAACCAGGGCAAGACGGCGACGCACGAGGUCGGGCACUGGUUUGGGCUGUUCCACGUCUUUGACGGGUUCGACUGCUACGGCGAGGGGGACCUGAUCGAUGACACGCCCGCGACCAUGGUCGCCACGGUCGGGUGUCCGGAGACUCAGGAUUCUUGUCCUGAUCACCCUGGGCUAGAUCCAAUCCACAACUAUAUGGACUACACGAAACACGCAUGUAUUUCCGAGUUUACGCCUCUCCAGGAGGAGCGAAUGUACCGUUCUUUCAACACGUUAAGACGGGGGAGAUGA